Molecule: messenger RNA, 3105 nt
Organism: Marmota monax (woodchuck)
Lineage: Eukaryota; Metazoa; Chordata; Mammalia; Rodentia; Sciuridae
Gene: Taf8
Product: TATA-box binding protein associated factor 8
Exons: 9
Coding region: 19-951 (310 amino acids)
Biological process (GO): transcription initiation at RNA polymerase II promoter
Cellular component (GO): transcription factor TFIID complex
Molecular function (GO): protein heterodimerization activity
Source: RefSeq, a predicted model, not a curated record
ACACGACGCCAGAGCAAGAUGGCCGACACGGCGGCCGCAGCCGGGGCCGGCAGCUCCGGAACGAGAUCAGGAAGUAAACAGUCCACUAACCCUGCAGAUAACUAUCAUCUGGCCCGGAGGAGAACCCUGCAAGUGGUUGUGAGCUCCUUGCUCACAGAAGCAGGGUUUGAGAGUGCUGAAAAAGCAUCUGUGGAAACAUUGACAGAAAUGCUGCAAAGCUACAUUUCAGAAAUUGGGAGGAGUGCCAAGUCUUACUGUGAGCACACAGCCAGGACCCAGCCUACGCUGUCAGAUAUUGUGGUCACUCUGGUUGAAAUGGGUUUCAAUGUGGACACUCUCCCUGCUUAUGCAAAACGGUCUCAGAGGAUGGUCAUCACUGCCCCUCCAGUGACCAAUCAGCCAGUGACCCCCAAGGCCCUCACUGCAGGGCAGAACCGACCCCACCCGCCACACAUCCCCAGCCAUUUUCCUGAGUUCCCCGAUCCCCACACCUACAUCAAAACUCCGACCUACCGUAAGCCUGUGUCGGACUACCAGGUCCUGCGGGAGAAGGCUGCAUCCCAGAGGCGUGAUGUGGAGCGGGCACUCACACGGUUCAUGGCCAAGACAGGCGAGACCCAGAGUCUCUUCAAAGAUGACGUCAGCACAUUCCCAUUGAUUGCUGCCAGACCUUUCACCAUCCCCUACCUGACAGCUCUUCUUCCAUCUGAGCUGGAGAUGCAACAAAUGGAGGAGACAGAUUCCUCGGAGCAGGAUGAGCAGACAGACACAGAGAACCUCGCUCUCCACAUCAGCACGGAUGAUUCUGGAGCCGAGAAGGAGAACACUUCUGUCCUGCAGCAGAACCCCUCCUUGUCGGGCAGCCGGAAUGGGGAGGAGAAUGUCAUCGAUAACCCCUAUCUGCGACCCGUGAAGAAACCCAAGAUCCGCAGGAAGAAGUCCCUCUCGUGAGCUGAGAAAGAAGCCUGGCUUGUACAGAGAUGCGGAUUCCACUCUCCUGGGCAAGAAAAAGCCUCUGGAGGACAGAAGAGAGAGUGACCUCCUUGUGACCAAACUGCAGCUGCAGGAUGUGAUGGGGCAUGAUUUUAAUAGCAGACCUUAUAUUCAGAUUAUCUGUUUUCACUGGAUGUUUGGUUGAGGACAAAACAAUAGUAAUAAUGAGACUUUCUUAAUCCAAAGGGCCAUACUGCUACCUGCUAGAGUGUGGCAGCAGCUGGUCACUUCAUUUAUCAUCACAGGAUUUGAUUCCUUUGCAACCUGGAAGAACAGGGAAAGUGGCAGGAAAAGAAAGGGUCCUUUGCUGCUUUGCUCACUGCCGGGAGGACUCCUUGCCCUGUGUAUAUUUCAGGAUAUCUGGCUUCUUUUUUUUUUUUUUUUUGACUCAUGAACAAUUAUGGCACCAAUUCGUCAACCCAGAACCUCAUUCUUAUUUCCCUCCUCACUUGGGUUGCUCAUGCUCUCUGAGCUGAUGGAAAGUAACUUUGUACUCUACUCCCUUAUAAUGACGGAAGCAGGAGGACCACACAUCACAGCUUUGACAUGGGGCUGGCAGAAGUCAGGAGCUGUGAGCAGAUAUGUUAAUGUGCAGGACAAUGACACAUCAGGGCAGUGCUGAUGCUCUGGCCAGCAAUUGAUAGAGUUCCCCAAAGCAGGGCCAUCCUGAGAGAUUUGCCAUUUAUUGUCCCUCUGUGGAAUGUAUGCUUGGAGAACUGCCCAAGACCUAUCCCCUCCUGGGAAAAAAGUCUUCCCUGACAAGAGCCUGGAGUGUGGGAUAUGUCGCACUGUGACUUAAUCAAGGAGCCAUAGAUUCUAAACAAUAGGAAAAGGAUGUAGCAGGUGGGAUUUUGAGGCCUGGCUUGGUCUUGUAUUCCACAAGCUGAGAGAGGUGGCUGAGACUAGAAGACUGGCAUGGACCAGAGGGCGCUGGCAGAAGCAGGCUGGGAGGAGCCUGCAGCCUAUGCAGAGGUGUUCUCCAAGGAGCCAGGCGGAAUCUGCUCACCCUCUGCUUCCUGGGAGAGAAGACUUCAUCCUUGAUGAAGCAGAAAAUAAGUUUUUAAAGAAGAUGCCAGGCAAGUUGAUAUCCUUUGGCUGGUCUUGUAAGGGAGAUUGUAAAACCAAAUGCAAUUUAGAGAAAUGCCAGGGAUGCCCAAAAGCUAACACAAGAUGGGCACGAUACUCCCCAGAUUAGAGUUCUGAGGUCCACGACUUGACUUCUGUGGCCACUCGGCUUCCACAAUCUUUUAUUUUAUUUUAUUUUUCCUCUUCAUAGUCUGGGGCUGGACCUAGGCCCUUGCGCAUGCCAGGCAAGUGUCCUACCACUGAGUCGUGCCCCUAGCCUCCAGUCAUCCCUGAAUUUUCUAUUCCUUUGGUGAAUUUGGAAACCUGAGUAACUUGACAGUUUGGUGGAGACUUUGUCCUCUAAACUCAGUGUUCCCUAGGGCAUUCUGUCCCUUUGCCUGGAAGGAGACAGACGCUUGUCAGGAACUGAAGAGGAUAUAAUAGUGAAAAAAAUCAAGAUUCCUCGACUCUGGACCAGAUAGGAAUUUGUCAGGUUUGUAGAGACCUCAAGCUCUCGGCUGAAAGCAGUUAGCCUGAGCUUAUGUGCAAACCCCCUCCCCUGUGGGAGUCUGAUCGCCCUUGGCAUUUGGCCUAGUGAGUUGUAAUACAAUCCCCAGGUCAGGGUAGGACUGACCCCAGCUUACCUUUCGCCCUGCCUUCUGGAGCAGUCACCCCAGUCAGCAUUUCUGCAGUUCCGCAGUCACCCUCACUGUCCAAAACAAACACCUGUUAAAUGCCAUUGUGCUGAGGGACAAGGUGGGGAUUGGAAAAGGGGGCUGAUUCUGCCCUUGAGAUUCCAGAGGCUGCAGUGCUGUGACUGUUCCAGAGGAACCGCUGGGAGAGGAACAGACCACUUAGACGCCGGCCCUGCUGCUGUCGCUGGGUAGAAACUGCAUAAUCCACAAUGUGUAUUUAUAGAUUUCUAUUUUUUAAUGAUUCUGUGGGACCUCUAGAAGGGAGAAGGUAGUAAACAGAGAUAAAUUAAGAGUGUGAUUUAUGAAAGACCCAUAAUAAAAAUUCAUAAUAAAGCUUUGUAAAGAAACAGAA